Molecule: messenger RNA, 414 nt
Organism: Purpureocillium takamizusanense
Lineage: Eukaryota; Fungi; Ascomycota; Sordariomycetes; Hypocreales; Ophiocordycipitaceae
Exons: 1
Coding region: 1-414 (137 amino acids)
Source: RefSeq, a predicted model, not a curated record
AUGCGCCCGCCCGCCAGCCAGCCAUGCCAUGCUUGCAUCCCUCCCUCCAUCGCCGCCUCCAUCUCCAUCCGUCCUUUUGUCCCUCUUUCCUUCCUCCCCUCUACGACUCCUCUCCAGCUCCCUCCCCUACGCGCGCCGCGCCCCUCGCAGCCAUCGCCGCCGCCUUCGACGACAACUGAAGCGUCCUUCGUUUUCUCCUUUGCUCCUCUUCCUCUAACUAGCCCGACGCCCACCGUCGCCCGCUCGCUAUUGUUGCCCACCACCACCACAACUCCCACGUUCCAGCACCACCAGCAGCCCGGUCUCGAUCCGCCCGCUUCGCCUCCCCUCUGCGAGACAUUGAUCGACGCGUCUUCGACGACACACCAGGGUUUUCCCUUGGCGCCCCUCACCAACCAUUCUCCCAGCCCGUGA